CCAGUUAGUAAGAACGCUAAAAUCAGUCAACACAUUAAUUACCGAAUACGUUGUACGUUACAAGAUGGUCGGCAGCUAGUUGGCACAUUUAAGGCCUUUGACAGGCACAUGAACCUUGUGCUGUGUGAUUGUGAUGAAUUCCGCACCGUAAAAAAUCGGAACGCAAAGCAGGCCCGUCAGGAAAAACGGUCGCUUGGUUUGGUUCUUCUUCGCGGAGAGCAUAUCGUAAGUAUGAAUGUGGAUGGACCUCCCCCACCAGAAGAUUCAGCUCGUGUUCCGCUACCAGGUGCGGGAAUGGGGAUGAUGGGUAUACCUCCGCCGGGUGUUGGUCGUGCAAUAGGUCGUGGGAUGCCUUUGGCUACACCGGGUGCCGCAAUCCCCCCACCUGCUCCUCCUUCAGGGCUUGCUGGACCUGCGUGGGGCGUUGGUGUGCCAGCCCCAGGUCUGAUGCAGCCCAGAGGAGCGCCACCGCCGCCACCAUCCCAUGGAUUCGGCCGUGGUGGGCCCACACCAGGCAUAACGCCGCCUCCGCCUCCUCCGGGCUCACGACCACCGCCGCCUCCACCCUCCAAUAUGGGCUACUAG
Molecule: messenger RNA, 585 nt
Organism: Mesocestoides corti
Lineage: Eukaryota; Metazoa; Platyhelminthes; Cestoda; Cyclophyllidea; Mesocestoididae
Source: the annotation of a GenBank genome assembly